AUGCUCAUCCUGCCACCGUUCACCGGCCUCUUGUACUGGAUCUACCACAAGUGUGUGGCAGCACGACCGCGCGAAACGUUGCACUAUGCAGGCGCAUUGUCUGCUGUGGAUUUGAAGGCCAAGCGGCCAUCCCAUCAAAGAGCCGUGCCGGGGAAAGCAGCCGGGGUUGCCGCCGUGCCUGUGUGA
This is a messenger RNA of Exophiala bonariae, 186 nucleotides long. RefSeq lists its product as uncharacterized. The record is from RefSeq and is a predicted model, not a curated record. The transcript has 2 exons. The coding region runs from base 1 to 186 and encodes 61 amino acids. NCBI's taxonomy places the organism in Eukaryota, Fungi, Ascomycota, Eurotiomycetes, Chaetothyriales, Herpotrichiellaceae.